This is a messenger RNA of Cyclopterus lumpus (lumpfish), 2494 nucleotides long. RefSeq names its product tumor suppressing subtransferable candidate 4 (gene tssc4). The coding region runs from base 228 to 1298 and encodes 356 amino acids. The record is from RefSeq and is a predicted model, not a curated record. The transcript is spliced from 3 exons. Lineage: Eukaryota; Metazoa; Chordata; Actinopteri; Perciformes; Cyclopteridae.
GUAGUAGUCUGAGUAAACCCUGGAGCAGUAACGCUAGAAGAAGAAAGGGUACUGGCUGGCGAAGCCUCUGGGUAAAACACUGGUUCGGUCGUGACAACGAGAAUGAGGUAAACCGCGGACAGAUUGAUCUCCAACAGUGUGUGGAGUUGGCUUCCUCGGUUUCCUAAAGAGCCAGUGAGUCUGCAGACCAACAGAGACAACAUGGCCGCUACAACAGGAGCACUAUCAUGGUUAUUGAUUUAGGCGAGCUGCUCUGUCGUGUUGUUAAAAUGUGUGAUCAGAAAAAUGGCGGGGACCAUGGUGCGAUGCUAAACAGUGAAGAUGUCGACGAGCUGUCAGCCAGUGAUGAAUCUGAGCCCGAAGAGCUACACCGCAGUGCUCCCUUUGACCCAGAGCUGGACGACGAUGACGAUGAUGAUGAUGACGAUGAUGGCGGGGAGGUUGUGAUUUCUGCUCCAGCUGCUGGUCACAGAGUUCAGACUCCAUUUAGUCUGAGGGGAGGGAGCUCAGCUUUCUCAAACCGCAGCCACAGCAUCUUUGAAUGCCUGGACAGCGUGGCCCGGCUGGCUUCCUCCUCUCGGACCCAGGAGAAAGUCACAGACGGAGUGUUUGCUCGGCCUCUGCCUCCACGUUCCAGGAGGAAGAUGAGCCAGCCUGCGUCCACCUGCCCCACACCAGCAAAGAAGAGAGGAGUCCCGGACUACCUGGUGCACCCUGAGCGCUGGACCCACUACAGUCUGGAAGAUGUGGAAGAGACCAGCGAUAAGGACAACAGGAAGGCAGCUCACCACUUCCUGACCAGUCUGCAACAGAGGAAAGGGCAGCAGGAGAGCCAGAGUGAUACCUCCUGUAACAGCCAACAGAAGAUGAUCUUCUCAAGACCCUGCGGGACUCCAAAGGAGCAACCUGCGGAUCAGCUGUCAGUUGUUCCUGCGGAUCAGCUGUCAGUUGUUCCUGCUGAUCAGCUGUCAGUUGUUCGAGGCAAAGAGAAGGAGACACGCCUCAGUCAUCUGGAGGAGGUUGUCGAGGAUGAGGAGGGCAGGGAGAAAGAGAUGGCUGGAGGAAGGAGAACAGACCAGAGAGUAGAGAAAGCUGAGGAAAGGUUGAGAGAUGAAGAAAAAGACACAAAGGGAGCUGUGGGUCCACCAGAGGAGAAGAAACGGGUGCAAAAAGAAACAUAUGAGGAGGAGGAGGAGAAGGAGAUGGAAGAGAUGGAAGAGGCCAACCCAGCCUUUACCUCCUUCAGGAAGACUAAGCGCAUGAACUACAGGAAGAGCUCCAGGCAGGAGGACAACUGAGCACAACACAGCUCUCUCACGGCUCAUCACUGUCUCAAAAUAAUACAAACAAACAACUGCUGUUGUCUAUUCAAAUGUGCUGACUUUACUGUACAGCGUCACCAAACCUGAACCGUAACAAAAGCAGACCUUUUCUGGUUGAAACCUCCGACUCGCAUCCAACGUCUCCCAUGGGUAUGGUUGGAAAUGUGUUUGUCUGCACCGGUUGCCAUGCCAACCGUGAACCAUGGAUUAAACUUCAUUAAUCUGUUCUGAUGUUAGCAUGCCAGCUAAAUAGCGUACCACAUAGUGAGAUAAGAUAGUUUUACUUCCACGACUCAGGAUUAUUUCAUUGGCUGGCCACAUUUUGUGGGUUUUCAAUGUAAAAAUAAAGACCCAUUUAUUCAUCUUUUUUAAUAAGUUUGAAAACAUACAGAAAGUCAACGUGACAGUUUUCAACUUUGUCAUGGAGCUAACGUUAGCUUCCUUAGCUAGCUGCCGUGAGGAGCUCCUUCUUUCUCAGCCCUGUCAGUUUUAAACUCGCGGUUAAUGUAAAUUGAAACAAAGCUCCUUGGUGAUGGUUAGGCAACCAAAUUAGUUACUUGAUUUAGUAAAACAUCAUGGUUUGGCAUGAAAUAGCUAGUAUGUGAUGUUGUUGAAGUUCCAGACGUAAAUUAAAAUAAAUCAAUGUUGACAUUUGGUUUCAUAAAGAAUACUCAGCGGCCUCCUGGGUGAACGUCUAGAGUUGGUCUGACCUCAUUCUGCAGAAUCAUUUGAGAUGAAUCAAAAAUAUAAUUUUUAUAUACACUGUAUCUAUAAUAUUUCCCUUAAAGCAUAAUUGAAAAUGCAGUUUAGUUGAAGGUGAAAUAAUUACAUCUGCUGCUGUAAUAAAUGCAAACUUUAACUGCUGAAAAUCAAAGCUUGACAGGUUAACAACAGUAAGUAAAGAGGGCGGAGCUGAGAAUCAUCAGUUGAAUCUGAAUCAGCCUGAAAGUAAAAGUAAUAAGUCAAUGAAAUGUCUUAAUUUGUUAUUGUGAAUAAAGACACGAGGGCAGUGAGUACAUCCUGUGUAGCUGGUCAGAGUUUGGAGGGAAAUACAAAUCUGUGUAGGAACUUUUUAAAUUUUAAAUUUGUGUUGAUGGUAAUUUGAUUCAUAUUUCUUGUUGCAUGUUCUGUAUUUUGGAAUAAUCUCAAUUAAAAUUUUUGAUUUAUAUUAA